Messenger RNA from Drosophila sechellia, 2025 nucleotides. RefSeq lists its product as uncharacterized. The record is from RefSeq and is a predicted model, not a curated record. The coding region runs from base 565 to 1887 and encodes 440 amino acids. The transcript has 4 exons. NCBI's taxonomy places the organism in Eukaryota, Metazoa, Arthropoda, Insecta, Diptera, Drosophilidae.
GUUGGCUUUUGGGUAUAAAUUUAGCCCGACUCCGCUUGUUUCACCUAUGCUUUCGUCUGUGUGUGCCGCUCUGGUUUUUUGCCACCAGUCGGACAUUCUUUGUGUCCGCAGCGCACCAACGGGUCGUAUGCGCAAUUAUUGCCAUAAAGGUUUCACUUAAAUCGUUGCCCCAGCAGGCCAUGGCGUCCUUAAGCCGGCAAUGUGAGCGGGUCACUUAAAGUGGCUCUCUAUGCAAGUAAAAUCACUAAGAUUACUUAACCCCAGCACACCUUGACCUUUCUAAUAAACUCUGAUGGGUUACAUUUAAUAAAUACUUUUAAGCAAAUAAGUAUGUGAGUAGAUGCUUUGGGGAACAUCAUCAAGCUAAUGUGCACAAUUUAGAAUCAGCUGCCUAAGUUUAUAAAUUAAAGAUUUCAACAGCUGGUGUGUAACACUCGCCUACAAGCUCUGGUUGUCAUAGAACGAAACUCGAAAGUGUAUUGAACAAACAAACUAAACGAAAAUUCCGAUACUCAACCGGCGGCAGUUUCGUUAUAUAUUCCUUGUACAUCCCCACUCGCAGUCAUGUCAAUUAGGAGGGAGCACCAUUAUGGGUCGACUGUGCGAAACACGAUUGUGGCGCGGUCCAAUCGGCCAAUUAUCAACCGAAUGUUGCGAUCCGCCCGACUGGACUCCACGAUUGGUCAGACUGCGGUCAAGCCAUUUAAGGCGAAGCGGAUGGAGGCUAAGGCGCAGCUCUUGCAGAAGGAGCGAUCCUCCAGCACUGGGAUGAGCGGAUUCUCCAAGCUGACAAGUCGUGAGGGACUGGUGGGCAAGGAUUACUGGAACGCGGCCAUUGAGGAUGUGGAGUUCACUGCCGCCUGCCGCUUCCAGCCGCGCAUUCCCGUCAUCGACUAUUCCCUUGUGCUGCCGCCACGACUGCGCGAGAGGGUCAAGCGCAUCCAGAACUACGACUAUUCCAAGUCGGACGAGGACAUCUACAUCAGAGACGAAAUGCAGGAGGUGCGACCCGAGGACUAUAUGAGCGCCGAGAGCAGCGAAAAAAGUGAGGAGGAAGAGGACCACGUGCUCCUUGAAAUUGGCCGCAAGAAGGUGGAGGAGUACUUCAACGAGAGUGACCACUCGGAUAUUGUGCGCAUGGAGCACGAGUUCGAGAAGUUCGAUCUGAAGUUAGAUGAGCCGGUUGGACACACCCAUCGUUUCGUGGACAAGUCCAGUUGGUACGCCAAGUUCCUGUGCGCGCCGCGCGAUAAGAGAGUCAGCUGGCAGAGUCGCGUCGAACAUCCUGGCCAGAACUUCUCCAUGGUCACGCUGGACGAGCAGGCUGAGAACCUCAUGGAUGCGUCAGCAGAACGUUUUGUCGAGUGGCUGAACUCCUUUGGCACCUUGGAAAGCAAUUUGACCCCGGAAAAGGUCAAGAACCUUUUUUCCAUCAAGGGCGAUCGCACCCUGUUGGCCUCCGUGAAGACAGAUCCCAAGGAGGUCAACGCCAUUGCUCAGACAGUGGCCGAUAAAUGGAACAAGCCACAUAUGGCCAUUGAGCUUAAGUACGAGAAGCACAUCAAUGACCACGCUACCCGAGUGAACCAGAAACCCCUGCUAAGUGCAUUUGGACGCACUGUUCCACUGAAGGAUCGUCCCUGGUUAAAACGAUCCGGGGACACCGUUAUUAAGACGGUCUAUCCGGAUGAUCUGCUGACCCGCGAGAAGAUCUUUAAGGGCAUCACCCACCUGCGGAGCACCACUGCCCUCAUCGAUUUCUAUCUGGCCCAUCCGGAACUGGAGCGGCCACAGUAUCUCCUGCAGAGCGGUGACUUUGAGGAGUCCAGCGCCAGUGAAUCCGUGGCUGAGGUGCCGCUCUACGAACUUCUGGGAUUGCGGUAUUAAGCCAUUGACUGCCAAUAAUUUGAUUAGUUAAAUUACCAGUUGUCUGUAUAUCAAUGGUUACAGUCCAAUAAAAUUGUACAAUAUGUUUAGAGAAAUACAUAUAAGCAAAUAUAACAUAAAAUGAAACAAAUUUUAGUC